GAGAGAGAGAGAGAGAGAGAGAGAGAGGCGAGCCGGACCGGACCAUGCUGGUUCCCUUGUUCUUCAGAUAUUACUGAGCAUUCUGUGACCGACCACAGCCUGAGCUGAAGAGGCUUGGGAGGGAGGGUCCCAGUACUGAAAGUGCAUGCGUGUGUGUGCAGCUAUGGGGAAAGACUACUACAAGACCCUGGGCAUCUCCAAGGGCUCCAAUGAGGACGAGAUCAAGAAGGCCUACCGGCGCAUGGCGCUGCGCUUCCACCCCGACAAGAACAAGGACGCCAACGCCGAGGAGAAGUUCAAGGAGAUCGCAGAGGCCUAUGAGGUGCUCAGUGACCCCAAGAAGAGGGUCGUCUAUGAUCAGCUAGGAGAGGAAGGUUUGAGGACGGGAGGCAGCAGCUCUUCAGGUGCUCCUGGCAGCUCGACGUACCACUACACCUUCCACGGAGACCCCCACGCCACUUUUGCCUCCUUCUUUGGAGGCUCUAACCCUUUCGACAUGUUUUUUGGCUCCAACCGCAGCCACAGCCGCUCCAACGGUUUCUCCUUCCACAACGACCACGACACAGAGCAGGACAUGGACGUGGAUGAGGACGACCCCUUCGCUCAUAUCGGGAGACAGUUCGGCUUUCCAGGGGGGCCGAACAACGGCUUCCCAGGGGAGGGCCGCAGGAGGAGGGGGGUGCCGUCGGAGCGCCUGGGGACGGGGAGAAAGCAUCAGGACCCACCGGUGGUCCACGAGCUGAAGGUCUCUCUGGAAGAGAUCUUCCAUGGCUGCACCAAGCGCAUGAAGAUCACCCGCCGCAGGUUGAACCCAGAUGGACGCAGCAUGAGGACAGAGGACAAGAUCCUUAACAUUAUCAUCAAGAAGGGAUGGAAGGAGGGGACCAAGAUCACCUUCCCAAAGGAGGGGGACGAGACCCCAGAGAACAUUCCUGCCGACAUAGCCUUUGUGCUUAAAGACAAAGGGCACGUCCACUUCAAGAGAGACGGUUCCAAUAUCAUUUUUAACUGCAGGAUCAGUCUAAAAGAGGCGUUGUGUGGCUGCACAGUGAGCAUUCCCACGCUGGAAAACCGCAUCAUCUCGCUCCCCUGUCAUGACAUCAUCAAGCCGGGGACGGUGAAGCGACUCAGAGGGGAAGGCCUGCCUUUACCCAAGAACCCAUCACAGCGCGGUGACCUCAUUGUGGAGUUUUCUGUUCGCUUUCCCGACAGGAUCCCCCCUCAGUCCAGAGAGAUUAUCAGACAACACCUCCCCCAGUCAUAGGAAGACUCACCUUCAACCCCUCCACCACCAAACACUCCAGACUCAAUGGCCCAAACCAAGAAAACCAACCCUUGAUACUCAAAAUGUUGACCCCCACAGAAGUUGCCCUUCCCAACUUCCAGUCCCCAUGUCUUGAGUUAAUGCACGCAGCACUGAACAGACGCUGUUGUUUGAAGGAACUUCACGGUGGGAGGAUGAAGGAAGAAUGCCUAGACAGAUGGCAGUAUCAGGAUGUGAUUAUUUGUGUUGGUUUUGGCCCGAGCACACACACACACACACACACACACACACACACACACACACACACACACACACACACACACACACACACACACACACACACACACACCCGAGCAGUGGAGGGUUGCUGAGGAUGGGCUCAGCACAAUCAUGGCUUUUACCAAUCUUUUCUUAACUCUGUUUUUUACGGAUUUAUCAGUGAUUUUAUAUGCUGUCCAACUCUUUGAUCCUCGUCUUUUUAUGAUAGGAGGAAGCGUGAGAUAUUUUUUUAAAAAUAAACAUUUUUUCCAGGAUUUUCUUUCCAUAGAGAGUUUCAAAUGGGUUUAUUUAUUUUAACCUUGAGUGUACCAGCAGCUUCAGUGUGUUCAGUGCAAACCCCGGUUUUAGCAGAAACCCAACCCCCACCUGCUUUUCUUAGGUUUUCAGUCUGAUAAGGCAUCAUGCCUGAAGUGUGUAGGCCAUUUAGUAAGAUCUAUUUCCGCUAAAUCAAUUGUAUUCUGAUGCUUUCAACACAGCGCAAGUCCCACGUAUAUUGGCAUAUUUGCGCUGGAUUUUGGAAAUCUAGGAAUGACAAUCACGAACAAUAACAGCAGUGUAAGCUUGGAUAAUACAAUCUGCACACGAUAUGGGUGCUUCCCCUUCUGUCCUGAAUAGCCUGGCUUGCUAUCUGAGGGACAUUUGGGUGCCUUAGC
Molecule: messenger RNA, 2196 nt
Organism: Anoplopoma fimbria (sablefish)
Lineage: Eukaryota; Metazoa; Chordata; Actinopteri; Perciformes; Anoplopomatidae
Gene: dnajb5
Product: DnaJ heat shock protein family (Hsp40) member B5
Exons: 4
Coding region: 146-1264 (372 amino acids)
Biological process (GO): negative regulation of transcription by RNA polymerase II
Cellular component (GO): cytosol
Molecular function (GO): protein-folding chaperone binding
Source: RefSeq, a predicted model, not a curated record